UGUGAUACAUAAUGAAGAUCAUAAUAAUAUCAAAUGUAAUACAUUUUAAAAUCAAGUAUAUAAGUCAACAGUUUCACGAUUUAUAUAAACUUAAACAGGAACAACCUACUAAAAAUGUGUUGUGCGGACUGAGCUAUAUUCGUUUCAGAACGAAAAAUCAGACAUUUUCGUUUCUCAAGUAAAUAAACGAGAUUUAAUAAAUUAACUUUUUUAUUAGUAUUACAAUACAUUUUCCACAAAAUAUUGCCAAAUUAGCAUAUUGUUUUAAAUUUGCUAUUAUUGUCGUGACAUUUACACUCUCAUAACUGCCAAAGACCAACGUAAUCCGUGUUCAAAGUUGCAACGUUAUGGAUCAAGAGAGGCCAGACACAAGUAGAAAUCAUGGAAAGAGGACACGACCUUUGCUACUGCAGCCGAGUCCGAAGAUCGCCAGAUUGUCAGCGCACGGGGGUGCGAGUUCGAGUAUGUUAAAGAGCCCAAAAAAGUUUGGGCCUAGUGCCCCCAAACGAGCGAAGAUUUCGUAUAACAAAAGUGAUGUGCCUGCGCCUGGAACACCUGUUCCUGAUAAACACGUCAGAAAGGCGGGUGCUUAUUUACUUGGACCCAAAUUGGGACCCAGUCCCGUGAAGAGCAUAGUACAAUGCCUCGCAAGGAAAGAGAAAACAGAUGAAUUUUAUCAGGUGAAAAUAUUAACAUUGAAAAAUGAGGGACAAAUGGAGACUCAGGAUGAUAGACAAGGAAAGAUGCUCCUGCACACAGAGUAUUCAUUGUUAUCACUGCUUAAAGACCAAGAUGGCGUUAUACACCAUCAUGGAUUGUUUAAGGAUCAUGCACUGGAAGAAGUGCCAAACCCUAACGGCCCUGGGUUUGUGUACACCGGCCGAGUGAAGCAACGUCUGUUCCUAGUGUUGGACUGCGUGACGUCACACCAGUUCAGCGAGAAGGGCAGCGAACUGAUCAACCUCCAACAAUAUGUGACUAAAGUGAAAAAGGUUCCAGAGAAAGAGGCCGUGCUUAUAUUCUAUGAUAUUGUUAGGGUUGUCGCCAAUUUACACAAGAGAAACAUAGUGCACAGGGAUUUGAAGUUGGGCAAUAUAGUGCUAAAUCAGAGGACUGGCCGCGUGAUAUUAACUAACUUCUGCCUCGGGACGCACCUGGGGAGCGAUCGGGACCUGUUAAAAGAUCAACGAGGUACGAACAUAAUUGUUUACAGGUCGCCAGCGUACAUAUCUCCUGACGUGUUGAUGUGCAAGCCGUACUUGGGCAAGCCGUCGGACAUGUGGGCUUUGGGUGUGGUCCUCUACACGAUGCUGUACGGACAGUUCCCGUUCUGCGACACCAGUCUAGCCCAAUUGUUCAGCAGGAUACAAGCUGCCAAUUAUAAUAUACCGCCAGAUGGAAAUUCGGUCCAAGUCUCGGACAAUACAGUGUUUCUCAUACAAAGACUGCUAGUGAAAGAUCCCAAACACAGAUUACUUGCCGAUGAUGUGUUGGACCAACUGUCAAGCAUCAUAGCGUCGUACGUGGUGGUCCCCAACCCGCCGGAAGAGCUGCAGGUGGUGCCGGAUGUAGCCUUAGAUGAAGACAAGGAGAAGGUUAACCAAUCACCUGAAGUGGAGAAGAAGCCGUUCAUGGCCAUACCGGAGAGUAAUGAGCGGAUGACUAACACUACGGACGAGCUCGGCGUCUACUGUGUACCCCUUCCAGACUUCCUAGCCCUAAACUUCCCAUCCCCCACACGGGUCCAACAAAACAGCAUCAUAAUCCACCCCACCCACACCAUAGACACCACGCCAACACAACGACAGAUCACCGUCCAGAGGAUCGGGAGAGACGCUCGUCCACUCCUGACGUGCGAGAUAGCGCGGUACCAACAUAUGUUCGCGUCAAACAGGGACCAAAGGCGGCCAGAGGUCCAAACCACGGUCCCGGAGAGGCAAGAGCGACCUGAGAACUCCAGGUUGCGGGCCUUAGCGCAGCGGAUGCCUAGACUGAACGCUAUAGCGACUGCCUCUAGUCCUAGCUCGUCGAGUUCUAGCGGUUCAGCGGAUAUCCGGGUGAUACCCUGGCCGGAUAGGUCCCGGUCGUGGGAUAACGAUUACGUGUUAAGGUUGCCAGUGUUGGACCUAUCGCGGGUCCAAACAAGGAUCAUGAAUCCGGCCCCGGUGCAUUCGGUUAAUCCGGAUUCCGUCGUCAAUAAUCCGAGACCUCAGAACGAUUCUGAACUUGACUACAAUUAGAUUUCAGAUCGAUGAUAGUUGGAUCGAUUUUUCAGAUAAAAGCUAUAAGUUUAAAAUAUAACAAAUUGCAGUUUUAUGAAUAAAUUAAGUCUACCGAUUGACUUCUAUAUUCAGUUAAUUAAAACAACGGCCUUAAUAACAAGGAAUUGAUAUUAAUUAGCAAACAAUAAUGAUCUUUAUAAACAUAUACGUGAAGACUCUGAAAGUUUGUUAGCCGCUAGAUGUCGCUAUCAGAUUUGUAUGUAUGUACAAAUGGCAUGCCUUAUUUUGUUUUAACUCAAGUUCCAAUGGUGUUUGUAAAUUAAAAACGCUUAAAAACUGAGCGAUAGUGUGUACCACGAAUCAUCGAUAUUCUUUGAUUCUUUAGUGGUGUUUGUCAAUUUACAACGCUUAAGAACUCAGGAAUAAUGCGUAACACUAAUUAUCGAUAUUCUAUAUAGUUACAGUCAAUCUCAAUUAGUCGAUAGAUGCCAACUAUAUUUUAAAUAUAACCAAGAUAAUACAUAUCGACGGUUUACUUAAGCGACAUUCGCGGCACUAAGUUUCAUACGUAUUGACCAAAUCCCUGCUAAUGUAUGCAAAAGAGGACAUUGCUUUGUUAUGUUACGCUGAGGUAUGAUUUUCGCCACAUACAACAAUAACCGAUGCCUAUUUUACAUAGUUGCGACGAACCGAAGUGAGUGAAAAGUGCGCAGUAUAAAGUCAACACGUUUUUCUAUGUUUUUUUAAAUUAAUAAAUUUUUUUCGAAAAAAAUGUUGCUUAUGUCAAUUAGUCUAAUCCGUCGAUGUGUUUAUUUCGGUUCAAUUAUUUAAAUUAUAAAGCAAGGUAAUCGGAAAUGCGAUAAUAAAUGGAAACAAAAUAUAUAUGUAUGCGUUGUAGGUCGGGAUUGUUUGUCUGUGUGAAGUAAAGCGAAUCAAAUCGAGAAGUGUUGCUUUGAAUUUGAUUUAUAGCUAAAAAGGCUUAAAUGCGCAUGCGUCAUAAAAAGAGAUGGAAAUAUAUUUUCCAUCUUUUUUUUCACGCACCAUCGCCAUUUUGGUAUUUAGAGCAGCGUGGCAGUAACAUGCUCUAAGAUCUAUGGCAUCCACCAUUGCCAUUUGUAGCGGCAUGGUAGAUACAUAAUCUAAGAUGCCUAUGAUAAGAUCAAUGAAAGUAAUUGUAAAGUCGUGGUGCGUGCUAUCCUUAAUUCUCAUUUGAAAGCAUUAUUUAUUGCGAGCAAUAAUCGUAUGCAAAUAUUGAACCCUGUAAGAAUACAAUGGCGAGGCAAUUCUCGCCCACAUUGACGUACAGUCUCCCACAAAAAUAGUUUAACAAAUUCAAAAUUUCAAAUUGUCUUUAAACUUUUGUGUACUCUUAGCAAUCGAUUUUUCGUUAUUUUGGAUAAAAAAGAACAUUUCAAUUGAAGUUAAUGUGUUAGCCUUUGAUGUGUCGAAUUUGUUCAGCUACUUUUGUGACUGACUGUACACAAGCCUUUGACGGAUAAUAGACGAUUAUUGCUAGAAAUAGUUGCGUAUGAUUAUUGCUAGCAAUCAUUGAUCCGUUUUAUUGAGGAUUUCACUUCAAAUGGAUAAUAACCGAUGAAUAAUAUGCCGAUUACAAAAUACAUGGGACCAAAAAUGUGUGCCACAUAUAAAGCGUGUUUCUGAAUGUCAGUUUAUACAGAGUGUUCACUUUUUGGGAUGUCGGUGACUUUUUUACCUAUUUGUAUAUUAGACUGUUUUUUUUUGUUAUGUAUUGCGCCCACAAUAGUAAUAGCAAACUUACUUGCGUAAGUAGUUGGCAUGAUUUCUUACACGAUAAAAUAUUUUAUCAAAUAAUUUUCUUUAAAUAUUUACAAUUUUAUCUUCGUUAGGUAUUUUGGAAAAUUAGCCUAACAAAUAAAUAGAAAAUAUUACUUACCCCUACGUGCGAAAACUACUCGUUUCGUUUGUUACUUAUGUUACGGGGCUAUUCAAUUAAUUCAGUAUGAAUUAAUUGAUAAACGAUCUAAAAAAAUAUUUUACACAUGGAGUCAUAAUCGAUGAAAAAAAAACCUUUCAGACUUCCCCUAUAAUGUGGCGUAUCAAAAACGUCACGAAGAUCCGUAUCGUUCAAUUGUGACGAUUGUGAUUGGUUGUGAGAGUCACGUGGUAGUCUAUCAAUCAAAAAUGAAACGACACGGACUGACGUGACGUGUUUUUUCACAUUCUAUGGAGGUUGCGCUCCAAUUAUUUUUAUAUAUUGUAACGAUUCUUUACAUAUUGCGGUCAAAAAACUCUUUUAGUAAGAGACGUUCAAGGUGUAAUUAUUAGAAUCGUUUUGUAUGGAAAACCGCUAUGCUCACGCUCUGAUAAUCGUAGCAAAGCGCAUGCCUUCGCAUGCUAUAAAAUUUAUAAGUAUAUUUAAAUACUUUAUUAAAUAUUUCCAUGAGCAUCCUUUUCUAUUUAAAAGUUUUACAAAACUAUAAUAAAAUCGGCAAAUUGAAACCGCUGGUCGGAUAAAUAUAAGAAUAAAAUUUGAACAUUACCUUAAUGGACGAAAUAGGCAAAAUAGUUUGCAUAACUAUAGGUUGGAAUAUUUGGAUAUAUUGAUUAUAUUGGGUUAUAAAAUCCAAAUACGAAAUGUCCAAAAAUGUAAUGCAGAUUUUUAUGUAGGAAAUAUUCAAUUAAAUGAAAUUCUAAAGGUUAUUACUUUCUCGCUUAAUAAUUUAGGUAUAAAACGCACCUAUUUCAAGUCCUAUUUUUUAUUACAAGUAACAUUAUUGUAAUAUGUGAGUAAAUCAAGUUUACUGUUUUAUUUUCAUUUGUGUGUUUGUAAGAUAGACAGUCAAUAUUUUAAAAAUGUAUAUUUAUCGUAUUGUUUUAUCUGGACGAUACUACGAACUUCGCCAGGUUUUCGCCAUUAUAAGUGUAAAGCGAGUUUUUAUAUCAAUUAACUGUCUCGGUGGCGUAGUUGUAAUGCGUACGCUGUACGAGUACGACUACCGCGGUGUGGUCUUGGGUUCGAAUUCCAGGUCGGGCCAAAAAUAAUUGCGACUGGGUUUUUUUUUUCUUAAAAAUGCUCAGUCGUAGCUCGGAGGAAGUUAGCGGUGUAAUACCCCAGUGCCUCUGAAAGCACGUAAAGCCGUAGGUCCUGCGCCUGAUCCCUCUCCGGUCAUGUCGGAUUGCCGUCUCACCGGACUAUGAGAGUGAAGGAACAGAGAGUGCACCUGUAUUGCGCACACUUGUGCACUAUAUCUUCUGGGUACUUGGUUGAUCUCUGUUGAGAUUGGCCGCCGUGCCCGAAAUUCGGUUAAGAGGGAUUCAUAAAUUAAUACUGUCUCCUAAGACCUUGACUAUGCGGUUAUAAAUGAACUUUGAUUCAUAAGUAUCCUACUUAUAUUUUUAAGUGCUUAAAAUAUACGAGGAAUAUUUCAGAACUGAUUUACAUAAUCAGACAUACUUAAAUGAAUGAAAAGAAUGUAAAAUAACACUACUAUUGUAAAAUAUCUAAAAUUAAAUAACUAAGAAUAAAAUUAGAAUUGUAACUGAUUAAUCAAUAUUGUAAUUAUUCAAUAAGGCAACACUGAGUGUUGACAUGGUUAUAUUUUACUUCCAAUAGAUGUCGCUUUUAUAAAAUAACGCAUUUAAACUGAUAGAAACCAAAGUCCGAUGAAGGGAUUUGAUUGCCUUUCAUAAUUUAUUAUUAUAUAUAUGUCUACUUUACGUAAUUCAAAUAGGGUUGUAAAUGUUCACUAAAUCGCAAGCAAAUUUUAACUGUAUUUAAAUUAGAUAAGAACGAUAUUUAUCAAUAAAAUUCUGUAAUAUUUCAGCUUGAUUUGUGGUGAACUUAUAGACAAACUGUUAUACACUUUAUGUAUACACAUGCGGUAUUAUUUAAGCGGCAUGUAUUGAAAGUAAUUUAUGUUAAUAAUAAAAGUCUGAUAAAAUGUAAAAUAUAUGUAAAUAUUAGUUUAUUGUUAUGUUUAGACGCAAAUUGGAUUAUUUCUUGACUCGAUCUAUUGAUUUCAUGAAGUGAAUACCGUAUUAAUUUAAGAAAAUUAUUUUAUAAAUAUUGUUUGGGAUAGAAUUUUACUAAUAUUAAUGUGAAAACAAUGUUUGGAUAUUUGUUAUAGAAGUAAACGCGGAUACCUCUGAACAGAUUUGGCAUACAUAUACCUGCUUGGAUUAGCAUGUAGGCUACUUUUGAUUCCGUUAUUUAGUCCCGUCGGAAAAGUUUUAAUUUUUAAUCUGAUUUUUAAAAUAGAUGGCGCUGGAAUCGUAUAGAUAGUGCUAUGCAUUGUUACAGUGAUUUAGGGCCUAUUGUAGCUGCAAUUUUUUUACAAGCACAAGCCGCGAGUAAUAUCUAGUUAUCUCUAAAUAUAUUCAGAGAAAGACAGUAUGCACUUGGCCGAUACAUUGUGUCCAAAUACUUAUAGUGAGCAGGUCCUGUACCGUCUACGGGGUAUAUCCGUCUUUUUGAAUUAUGGGCGUUUUUACCCAAGGAUAACUUUCAUAGCUAAAAGAGCAUAGGUAAAAGAGUAAAAAUAUUUUCUAUUUACCUAUAUGACAAUAAAGCUGUCCUAUUAGAAUGCCCGUUAUUGCAAAAAGACGGACAUACCCCCGUAGACGGAAUAGGACCCCUAACUAUAAUUUUCUUGUCAGUUGAUAUAAUUUGCUAUUUGCGUCGAAACAUAUGACGUUUAGUUUAAUAACGGUGGUCGAUUUAGGACAUAUUUGCUUCGAGAUACUUCUUCAAGAAAGGAGGACAAGAUUUUCCUAAAAAAUACAACAUAUAUUUAGCAUUAUUUCCUUAAAACCUAUAAGGAAACCAUUGCGUUAAUUGUAAGUUUUACUUACGUAAGUUACCUGCGUUCAGAGGCGGUCUUUGGGGAAGGUGAACCAGGCAACCACACUGGGCCCCGAGCUUUGUCUUGAAGGACCUUUUUUUACAAUUACAGACGAAACUUUUUUAAAUUUAAAACCGGGGUUUUUUUUUGUUUUGCUCCGUCCGGGGCCUCGUGUUGCAUUUUUUUGCUUUCGCCCCGAGCCUUGCGUCGUUUAGGGCUGCCACUGCCUACGUUAGCUGCAAGCAGGGGCGUAGCUGCCGCUGUAUCAGCCGUAUCAUUGGUACGCCCAUUAAACUAAGCAGGCGUCCAAAAAUUCGCACUGUCUUGGGGCCCCUAACAAAUUUAGAUAUAGGUCCUCUAUAGCUUACGCUACUGGCUGUAAGUAAAAAAUCUUUGUUAAUAUAAUCGAUUUACGGAAUUGUUUCAUUAGUAAAUGCUUUGAUAAAACUUAUACAUGUAAUUCCCGUCUUAAAGUCAUAUAUUGUUUAUUUGGAAAUUUCCAAGUAACGCUAAAAUCGCCUCCGUUGUUAAAUUUUUAUUUUGUAUGUUAGUCGUAUUCGGGUAUUUUUUUUACUUAUAUUUUUGUAAUACAUUUAAUGGUUAUUGUUUACGGGGUCCAUUGUUGUGACAUAAAAUUGAUAAUUUUUUUAAAUUAACAUUUUUAAGAACACAUUUCAAGAUUUUAUAAUUCGAACUUGGAUUUAAUUUUUACGAGUAAAGAGAAAAAUAUUCUAGCUUUUUUUUUUGUUUCUAAUUUAAAAAAUACUCAAAAUUAUCUUGUGGAUUUUAUAGCCGUAGUAUAAAGUUCAUAUUAAAUUUAAAUUGAACAUGUAAAAUAAACCUUAUAAAUACAUAUACCUUUGGUCGAAUUUAUGUCGCAACAUAAACUAACAUUAGGUGAUUUCAAACAAUGCAAUUAUUAUUUUUUAUUAAUAUUUUGUAUGUAAAGACGACUGUAAAGUUAUUACUUAAUUGUAUAUUAUCGUCCAUUUAAAGGUUCGUUCACACACUGCCGAUAGAUCGGUUAUAUAUUAUAACAUUUAAAUAACAAAAUUAUACGCUAAAGAAUUAUAUGAAAAGACGUGUAACUAUUAUCAUUGCAAACACUUUGCCGAGAAAAUAAAAAAAAAUGAGUAGUAUUAAGUAGUACAGACAGAGUGGUUAAUUCUCUCCAGGUAUCUCCUAAAAAAAAUUAUCAAUGUAAUAUUAACACAUAAUUUUCAUAACUAAUUGCAGCACUGAUGAAGGGUGAAAUCUUCCAAAAUUGAACUCUACACAUCAUAUAGGUACUAAUAUGCAUAAAUGCGGUCUUCGGUUUUAAAAGGAAGCCGGCAAUCUGGUUAUCGCAGUCACUGUUAAUCUAUAAUUCUAUGUAUCGGUUAGGUGUGAACGAACCGUACGUAAUCUUGUUUAUUCCUAUAUUUUUGUUUAUUAUUUCGGUGACUGUGUUAAGUCGAAUGAAUUGGUAUUAUACAGCAUAAUGUAAGUAGAACAAUUUGUUAUUUGUUAGAUGCAUGCUCGGACGUGUGUAAGCUAAUAAAAUUGUAUUUUAAA
Molecule: messenger RNA, 8599 nt
Organism: Manduca sexta (tobacco hornworm)
Lineage: Eukaryota; Metazoa; Arthropoda; Insecta; Lepidoptera; Sphingidae
Product: serine/threonine-protein kinase 40
Exons: 8
Coding region: 348-2240 (630 amino acids)
Biological process (GO): protein phosphorylation
Molecular function (GO): protein kinase activity; ATP binding
Source: RefSeq, a predicted model, not a curated record